AUGCCUCGCAAAAGACCACCCCCGAUCCAAGUCCCCCCCAACCACCACCACCAGCGCGUCCGCUCCUCCAGCACCAACACAGUCCUCCACCUCGCCCAGCACUCCCCCACUCCCUCCUCCCCAUCCUCACCGCACCCGCAGUCCCCUGCCCAGCCGCGCUCACCGCUGGUGCGCCAAAACAGCAUCACGCCCUCCAUCUCCACCCCGCUCUCCAUCAACCUCUCCCUCACGCCCCCCUCGGUGGUCGAAAUGUGGAUCCUCUGCCGCCAGACCGGCCAUUUCUACAGCCACUUCAUCGACACCGUCACCGCCACCUCCCUCGACUCGCGCCGCGCGAAAAUUACACAGAAGAACAACAUGUACGCCAUGGCCGAGCGUGCACUCACCGUCGCGCGUGAGUUCGCGACAAUGACACACUACAAUAUCUCGGUGUAUGACCUGGGACAGCGCAAGAUGGCGAAGGACUGGGCGAUCUGUGAUACGCCGAGCUACGAUAAGCUGUUCACCAUCUGUGGGGAGAGCUCGGUGGAGAUCUUUGGCGAGCGGUUGGGGAAUAGGAUUGAUCAUCGAAUGAUGUAUGAACCGCCGUACGUGCCGGCGAGCAGGAGUAUGAGUAGGCUGGAGGAGGCGGGGCUGCAGCAGGAGUUCCAUAAUGUGCUGCUUCAGUCGAUCCAGAAUAACAUGGACGACUGGGGGCGGAAGGUGGAGCGGUAUAUUAUGUGCUUUGAUCCAUUUCGCCCGCUGGAUGCGGUGAGGUUGAUGAUGGAGACGGCGAAGGAGCUGAGUGUGGCAGCGAGGGCGGUGGUGAGGCUUGUAGAGCAUCAUUAUCGGCUGUGUUUGGGGCUGCUGCCGGUCGAGGGGGUGACGGAUGCGAAGAGGGCAUAUGAUUUGUUGUUGCUGCAGCGGGGGGAGGAUGUUGAGGGGGAGUUGGUGAGGGAGAUGCAGAGGAUUGCGGCGGAGGUGGAGACGAGGUUGUGGGUGUUGCGCGGGGAGAAGAGGGAGGCGCGUGCGGGGUUGCCGGCGGUGAUGGAAGGGAGUUGCAGGGAGUAG
Molecule: messenger RNA, 1050 nt
Organism: Morchella importuna
Lineage: Eukaryota; Fungi; Ascomycota; Pezizomycetes; Pezizales; Morchellaceae
Exons: 1
Coding region: 1-1050 (349 amino acids)
Source: RefSeq, a predicted model, not a curated record